Molecule: messenger RNA, 3543 nt
Organism: Coregonus clupeaformis (lake whitefish)
Lineage: Eukaryota; Metazoa; Chordata; Actinopteri; Salmoniformes; Salmonidae
Product: inosine-5'-monophosphate dehydrogenase 1b
Exons: 16
Coding region: 846-2735 (629 amino acids)
Biological process (GO): GTP biosynthetic process
Cellular component (GO): cytoplasm
Molecular function (GO): IMP dehydrogenase activity
Source: RefSeq, a predicted model, not a curated record
AGGAGAGUGGAGGAAAAAGUCUGGUAGUCUCAGAAACAAACUGCUCUCUAUCUCUCACACCUCCACUAGCUCAGCUCCCAGGGCUCUCCAGGCAUCAGGGGGGCUGCUCUAUCCUCCCAGCACCCUCUCAUCACCCCUUGUUGGUGCUCACCUCACUGUCUGAGACCGGGGAACAUCCAGGGGACAUCUAGUGGACACUCACUCAGCCUCACCCAGGACCUGGGACUUCAGCUCCAGCUCAUCUCUCUAAAACCGGCUCCUCCUCAAAGGCCUUCUGAGCCUGCAUCGUGACCCACCCUUCCCGUGUCUGUCUGACUGAGAGAGAGAGGUAACUGUCUCUCUUUCUUUCAUUCGAUCUCAGGAACACCAGGGCUUUCAAUCUCAGGUCUCAUCUCCCAUGCACUGUAUCUGCACAGAGUCUAGAAGACAGGAGAACACCCCAAAGAAACAGACCGGAUGAUUUCAAUUUGUCCUAUGGAUAUCUUCAAAAGAGAUAAGACACAGCUGUGAGAUAGUGUGUCUGUGUGAAUUUCUGAUAAUCUAGUGUGACAGUGAAUGGACACAGACCACGCUGUAUUAGCAGUGUGUUAGAGAAAGAACACACACUCUGGGGAAGCCUUUUCUUGUGGCAUUUGAUGUGCAGGUGUGUGUGUGAUAUGUCAGGUGUGUUAAUUCAUUACAGUUGUUAGGCAUUGAAUGUGCAUUUGAGACGUGAGUGAGGCCUCAAGUGUGCAAGUGUGCGAGAGGCGUCGGUUGUGUGCGUGUGUGUGUGUGUGAGGAGUCAGUCAGGUCUGUGUGUGUGUGAGACAACGACCGUGGAGGCCGUAGCCCUGGAUUUCUCUGAGAUGGAGGGUCAAGGCUACGACAGGUUUGGUGAAGGUGAGCGUGACACCUACCAGAUCGACUACCGCCGUAUAGUUGGUGAUACCGAGCCCGCUAGGCCGCGCCUCUUGCCCCGCGAAGGGGAACACACACACCCCAAUGCCAACCCCCAUGGAGCCUACACACACACCAACCCUCACGGCCACGGCCACGAGACGGCAGCGCAGAGAUACAGCGCCACACGCAUCCAAGCCGGAUACGAACCUGAGAGCAUGGCUGACUAUCUGAUCAGUGGAGGGACAGGGUACGUGCCUGAAGAUGGACUGACGGCUCAGCAGCUCUUCUCUAUCGGGGACGGACUCACAUACAAUGAUUUCCUGAUUCUUCCUGGUUUCAUAGACUUUAUCUCUGAUGAAGUGGACCUGACUUCAGCUCUGACCAGGAAGAUCACCCUGAAGACUCCUCUAAUCUCGUCUCCCAUGGAUACAGUCACUGAGUCUUCCAUGGCCAUCGCUAUGGCUCUCAUGGGCGGGAUCGGUAUCAUGCACCAUAACUGUACUCCAGAGUUCCAGGCCAACGAGGUCCGCUUGGUCAAGAAAUUUGAGCAGGGUUUCAUCACAGACCCAGUGGUGAUGAGUCCUCACCACAUGGUGGGAGACGUGUUCGAAGCCAAGGUCCGCCACGGCUUCUCUGGCAUCCCCGUCACAGAGACGGGAAAGAUGGGAAGCAAGCUGGUGGGUAUCGUCACCUCCCGAGACAUCGACUUCCUUUCCGAGAAAGACCAUGACAGACCCCUGGAAGAGGCCAUGACAAAGAGGGAAGAUUUAGUGGUUGCACCAGCUGGUGUCACACUGAAAGAAGCCAACGAUAUCCUGCAGCGCAGCAAGAAAGGUAAGCUGCCCAUAGUGAAUGACAGUGACGAGCUGGUGGCCAUCAUAGCGAGGACAGACCUGAAGAAGAACAGAGACUACCCUCUGGCCUCUAAAGACUCGAGGAAGCAGCUGCUGUGUGGAGCUGCCAUCGGAACCAGAGAGGAGGACAAAUACAGACUGGACCUGCUGAUGCAGGCUGGGGUCGAUAUGGUGGUGUUGGACUCCUCCCAGGGGAACUCUGUCUAUCAGAUCAACAUGAUCAACUACAUCAAACAGAAAUACCCUGAACUACAGGUGGUGGGAGGAAACGUGGUGACUGCAGCACAAGCUAAGAAUCUGAUCGAUGCGGGUGUGGAUGCUCUGAGAGUGGGGAUGGGCUGUGGCUCCAUCUGCAUCACCCAGGAAGUGAUGGCGUGUGGGCGUCCCCAGGGUACAUCAGUGUACAAGGUGGCAGAGUAUGCCAGGCGUUUCGGUGUGCCUGUCAUCGCAGACGGAGGCAUCCAGACUGUUGGACACGUGGUCAAAGCUCUCGCUCUCGGGGCAUCCACAGUGAUGAUGGGGUCAUUGCUCGCGGCUACCACGGAGGCCCCAGGGGAGUAUUUCUUUUCAGACGGCGUGCGACUAAAGAAGUAUCGUGGGAUGGGCUCCCUGGAUGCCAUGGAAAAGAACAGCAGUAGCCAGAAACGCUACUUCAGUGAGGGGGACAAGGUGAAGGUGGCUCAGGGUGUGUCAGGGUCGGUCCAGGAUAAAGGUUCCAUCCAUAGAUUUGCCCCAUACCUCAUCGCUGGCAUACAACAUGGCUGCCAAGACAUCGGAGCCAAGAGCCUCUGCAUACUGCGGUCCAUGAUGUACUCUGGGGAGCUGAAGUUUGAGAAAAGGACCAUGUCAGCUCAGGUUGAGGGGGGAGUACACGGGCUGCACUCAUAUUCCUUUGUGCCAUUUUUGAGAAGCGGCUAUACUGAGGGAGGAGCGAGAAGGUGCUCACGAGCAGCUCCCAGCGUACCUGCACCAGCAGCCACCAGGCACAACGGAUACAUGUGACCUACCUACAACCACUACUCAAUUCAACCAUCACAUAACCUUUUGGCUAUACAUGAGAAGACCGCUGACUCCUCUCUUCUCCCCCCACCCACUAUCUCUCUCUUUCUCUGUGUUGUGUAAGAUGCUUUUGAGGGACCAUAGUCACCUCUGACUUGAUUGAUGGCAUGACAUAAUCCACAGGGACUAGGGACUAACGUUCAAUGGUCACAUGUACCUGGGUCAUGGCUCAAAGCCAUCAGGCUGCAUAAGGUAUGUAGCGCAUGUUGAACUGUGACUACUGUGUACUACUUUACGUACCCUGGAGCUCUUUAUACCAGUUUUGGUUGAUCAUGGUCUAUGUCUCAGAUGUAUUUGAAUGUACAGUAGUGUUGAUGACUGUGUGGAAUAGCCUAGAGGUCUGUUAGUGUGGCUCUACUGCAGAGAGGACCAAAGCUAUGAUAAGCGUUAGCCUUAAAUCAGGGAUAACCACAGCGCCUUAAGACUGCACAUGGAGUCUAUACUGUGGAUAGUGCUGUAAUCAGGUUCUCACUGGAUUCUCAUCAGUAAAAAAAAAAAAAGCGGAGGUAAAUGAAAUAGAUAACCACAUAUUGUUUUGUCUUUGUGUGAAGUUCACCACUAAGAUUUGUGAUGUGUUUUCUUUCAUGUUAUGUGUGUGUUGUCUGAUGACAGGAUGAUUGUACAGGGAGACAGUGACUUUGGCCUAGUCUGUAGUGUUAAUAAUAUGAUGGAUUUGAGAAAAGGAAUAUAGAGUGCAUUCGGAAAGUAUUCAGUCCCCUUCACUUUUUCCACAUUUUGUAACAUUACAGCC